AUGUCUUGGAAAGCCAUCGCUGCUCUGACUGCCCUUGUUGUCUCUGCCAUCGCUGCGCCUUCAAGGCGCGUCUCUUGUGGCGAUGGAAGGACGGCUAGCAAUGCUGUGUGCUGCACUUGGUUCAACGUCUUGGACGACAUUCAAGAGAAUCUUUUCGAUGGUGGAGAGUGCGGCGAGGAGGUUCACGAGUCCUUGCGUCUGACUUUCCACGAUGCCAUUGGCUUCUCCGAGAAGCUGACACGGGAAGGGAAAUUCGGUGGCGGAGGAGCUGAUGGUUCCAUCAUGGCUUUCGCGGACAUUGAAACAAAUUUCCACGCUAAUAUUGGAGUUGACGAGAUUGUCGAGGCCCAGCGUCCAUUCGCACUGGCGCACAAGGUGUCCUUUGGUGACUUCAUCCAAUUUGCUGGAGCUGUGGGUGUCUCCAACUGUGCCGGUGGUCCACGCCUGCAGUUCUUGGCUGGUCGCUCCAACCACUCCCGUGUAUCCCCAGACCUCCUGGUUCCAGAACCUAGCGACUCCGCCGAUACAAUCUUCGCUCGGAUGGCCGAUGCAGGCUUCAGUAUCACCGAUACUGUGGACUUGCUGAUCUCCCACACCGUCGCGGCGCAAGAUCACGUUGACCCCACCAUUCCGGGAACACCUUUCGACUCAACCCCGAGCAGCUUCGACGCGCAGUUCUUUGUUGAGACCCUUCUCGCUGGUAGCAUUUUCCCUGGCAAUGGGUCCAACGUUGGCGAAGUUCUUUCCCCCCUGGGCGGUGAAUUCCGCCUCCAGUCAGACUUCGUAAUUUCCAGGGAUGCUCGAUCUGCUUGCGAAUGGCAGUCCCUCAUCUCCAACCACGAACGAAUGGUCUCCAAAUUUGAGAGUGUAAUGAGUCGUCUUGCCACUGUCGGACAGAACCCACGGUCCUUGGUUGAUUGUUCCGAGGUCAUUCCCGUUCCGAAAGCCGUCAAGCUUCCCGCCCCGACGCUCCCUGCUGGUAAAACUAUUAGCGAUAUCCAGGCUGCUUGCGCGGCUACCCCUUUCCCGAGGCUUCAAGCGGCCCCUGGUCCAGCGACGACCAUUCCUGCAGUUCCUCCCUCUUAG
This is a messenger RNA of Heterobasidion irregulare TC 32-1, 1086 nucleotides long. RefSeq names its product manganese peroxidase (gene mnp6). The transcript is spliced from 18 exons. Lineage: Eukaryota; Fungi; Basidiomycota; Agaricomycetes; Russulales; Bondarzewiaceae. Gene Ontology annotation, biological process: cellular response to oxidative stress; response to reactive oxygen species; hydrogen peroxide catabolic process. The record is from RefSeq and is a predicted model, not a curated record. Gene Ontology annotation, molecular function: heme binding; peroxidase activity. The coding region runs from base 1 to 1086 and encodes 361 amino acids.